GUGUCUCCCUCAUCGUCCAACGGCCUGCCUGCCACAGGCUGACGUGCUGAACACGACUGAUGCCCCGCCUGAUGGGUUAUGGCCCUUCGAGGGCAUUCCUCUCGAGCCGUGCGAAUACGGCGACAUGCAGGACAGUAUUGCGGAGACGAUUUGCCGAUGCACCGGGGAAUGCGAACAAGACGCCCGCAACAACGCCAGGAGCUGUACCCGGAGUAGCGCCAAGCAGCAAGCCAUCUGUCUCUCCCCCCUCCCAGGCAGCAAUACCACCGCCUCGUCCCAGGAAACGCCGCUUUGGAUUCUUCACCCGAACCGCAUUCUACGGUUCCACUCUGGCCAUCGUCUUUUACUCCGUUGCAACGUUCUUCGCCCUCAGAAACGACCGCUGGCAUGACCUUUUUGUUGAGUCGGUUCCGCUCGGAGAAACUAUUAUGGACUACUUCGAUGAAGUCGAGCUGAAGGCUGCCGCUGCUUACAUGAAAUCUGAGGUGGAAAGAGCCGCGUCUGAACCGGACAGCCCGCCGCUUGCCUCAUCGAGAGCCCGGGUUCGUUCGCAAAUUCCGGAUCAGAGACCUACAGCUGAGGAGGAUCUGAGUAAACGGGCAGCAGAACUCAAGGAGAGGGCACAGCGAAAGUUGGAGUCUCUGGCUGAUGCAACGGGAAAGGAUGUUGAGGAAUUGAAGCGUCAGGCACAAGCUGAAAUUGAUCGACUCGCCACGACGCAAGGCUCGUUAACGAGCAAAUCUCGUGAAGUCAUUGCAGGGAAAGCUUCAUCUCCUCGGCUCAAGUUCUCCGACCCCGAGACGAACAAGUUGGUGAAAGAAGCAGAGGCGGCUUUGAAAGGCCCAUCUUCAUCGGACGCGCACCUAGCAUCAAAGUCGGAGGACGCCCUCAAAGUGGAUAAGAACGCGCCGAGCCCCCCACCGCCUCCCCACCAAACCGCACCCUUGCCAGGGAAUGUUUACACCAGCCCGCUUCCCCUUGGUUUUGAACCGCCUCCCGGAUAUCGUCUCCCUAGCAAAGAUAAUGCUGUCAGUGUCAUGCCGAAACCCACAGAGGCAUCCCAUGCCCGGCCGUUCAGCCCAACUGAACCUCCGUCGGGACCUACCGACCCAUCCAGACAGCCAGAUGCUCCACCAGCUGCAGAACCGCUCCCUCUGGUCUCCUCGUUAAUCACAAUGGAGCACAAAUCUUCCGAGCCCGUUAUCGCCCAGCUUGCUUCCACUAUCGAUGCGCUGUCCGCUCAGUUGUCUUCGACGUCCAACCCCACUGCCAUCUCAAGCGCUCGGGGUGUGAUCGAUACAGCAAAGACUGAUCUUGAACAGCUUGCUCAGCGGAUGGAACAUGUCAAAGAAGAGCAACGUCAGGAGCUCUCGAAGAAGCUUGAAUCAACAAGAGAUGAAUGGGAAGGAAAGCUUCGCGGUCUUGAAAAGGAAGCUCAAGAGAAGCUGGACAAGCAAGAGGAUGGCUGGAAACACGCAUUCGAGGGCGAAAAGAGCAAGCUCAUCACUGAAUACAAGGAAAAGCUCCAGGCAGAGCUGGACACCCAGAGCGAACUCAUCAACCAGAGGUUAAAGGAGGAAGUCAUUGCUCAGGGCAUCGAGCUUCAGCGCCGAUGGAUCCGCGAGAUCAAAGUUCGUGUCGAACAAGAACGAGGUGCGCGUUUGGCCAAGCUGGAGGAUCUUUCGAGCUCGUUCAAACAAUUGGAGCGUCUCACGCUUGACAACUCCGCAUACCUCGACGAGAAUCUUCGCCUGCACGCUCUGAAUGCCGCCUGUCACGCAUUACAGAAUGCUAUCGAUGCACCUGUCAGAAAGCCAUUCAGGACUGAGCUCCGGAUUUUGCGGAAUAUGACCGCAGCAAAGGAAGACCCUGUUAUCACUGCUGCUCUGGACUCGCUCGAAGCAAGUGAUCUGCCUGACGUCGGCGUUGAGCCCUACACGGAUUUAGCCACCUGGUUUACAACAACAGUCUACCCGCGCGUCGUCAGCGUUGCACUGGUGCCCGAUGAGAAUGCUGGCGUCUUAGAACAUAUCGCUUCCAGCAUCCUUUCCCACCUCCGAUUCAAACGGCGUGGUCUCGUUGAAGGCAACGAUGUUCUUAGCAGUCUUGCGCGGGCUGAGCACUACGUCGGGGAGAAAGACUUGGAGAACACGGCGCGGGAGCUUAAUCAGCUCAAGGGAACCGCAAAAAUAUUACUGGGUGACUGGCUAGCAGCCGCCAGAAGGCGAUUGGAAGUGGAACAGGCCCUAGAGGUCGUCAAUACUCAGGCUACGCUUGCUUCACUUCUGGUAGUAUAAAAGCGUACUUUGUACAAAUCCCUGAAUAAUCGAAAGAGCAAUACAUUGCAAAGUGUAUGCGGUCGAUAACCGAUUGCUUCAUUUUGUCAUUUGUUGUUGCGGAUACAGCAGGAAGGGAUACACUGAAACGGGGAAUGAAUCUACUCAUCAGCGACAAUUCUACAUCAUCCCAGAAGUCUUUCGUGCUCCUCUCCAUUUGGCUUCUUGGAUCCAUAUAUUUUGUCCUUGACCCGUGUGAACUCAGUCGCAAUACCAUCACGUGCACCUAUCAGGACUCGUUUGCAAAACACAUCCCUCGUGUCGAUCCGAUCUGGGCGCAGACGAUGUUCGGGGUCAACCACGAUGACCAGCGCCAGCACCGUGAUGACAAUCGUUGCCAGCGCAGUACUCGAGGCGAUAAGAAACAUCAUUAUCAUCUGCAAUUUUGCAGCUUGUUCGACAGACGAGCCGCCAAGGAUAGCACCGCUCAUCAAGCCCGGGAUGCUGAUUAUGCCAA
This is a messenger RNA of Dacryopinax primogenitus, 2793 nucleotides long. RefSeq lists its product as uncharacterized. Gene Ontology annotation, biological process: cristae formation. Gene Ontology annotation, cellular component: MICOS complex. The coding region runs from base 60 to 2297 and encodes 745 amino acids. NCBI's taxonomy places the organism in Eukaryota, Fungi, Basidiomycota, Dacrymycetes, Dacrymycetales, Dacrymycetaceae. The transcript is spliced from 6 exons. The record is from RefSeq and is a predicted model, not a curated record.